This is a messenger RNA of Tupaia belangeri chinensis (Chinese tree shrew), 3212 nucleotides long. RefSeq names its product integrator complex subunit 4 (gene INTS4). The coding region runs from base 143 to 3037 and encodes 964 amino acids. Gene Ontology annotation, cellular component: integrator complex. The record is from RefSeq and is a predicted model, not a curated record. The transcript has 23 exons. NCBI's taxonomy places the organism in Eukaryota, Metazoa, Chordata, Mammalia, Scandentia, Tupaiidae. Gene Ontology annotation, biological process: snRNA processing.
CAGUCGAGUAGAGUGAAGCGGCCUCUCUUUCUCCAAGCCCCGUUGCUUUGUGGGAUCGCAGUGGAUUCCUCCAGCUCAGACAAGUGUUUCGCUUCUACCAGGGCUCCCUCGUGGAGUACGGAAGCCGAGAGGACUGGCAGCCAUGGCGGCCCACCUUAAGAAGCGGGUGUACGAGGAAUUCAGUAAAGUGGUUCAGCAACAACAGGAGGAAAUUGCCACUAAGAAGCUCCGGCUGACCAAACCAAGUAAAUCUGCAGCACUCCACAUCGAUCUGUGCAAAGCGACCUCUCCAGCAGAUGCUUUGCAGUACCUACUCCAGUUUGCCAGGAAGCCUGUUGAGGCUGAAAGUGUGGAGGGAGUGGUCAGGAUUCUCUUGGAGCAUUAUUACAAGGAGAAUGACCCAUCUGUGAGACUGAAGAUUGCCUCAUUGUUGGGUUUAUUAUCAAAGACAGCAGGAUUUUCCCCAGACUGCAUUAUGGAUGAUGCCAUUAACAUCCUGCAGAAUGAAAAGUCUCAUCAAGUCUUAGCCCAGCUGCUGGACACUUUGCUUGCAAUCGGCACUAAGCUACCAGAGAGUCCGGCUGUCCAGAUGCGAUUGGUCGACGUAGCCUGCAAGCACCUAACAGAUACCUCCCAUGGCGUAAGAAAUAAGUGCCUACAGUUACUUGGCAACCUUGGCUCUUUGGAGAAAAGUGUUACCAAAGAUGCAGAAGGCCUAGCUGCCAGAGAUGUCCAGAAGAUUAUAGGGGAUUAUUUCAGUGACCAAGAUCCGCGUGUCAGGACAGCAGCUAUAAAAGCCAUGUUGCAGCUCCAUGAAAGAGGACUGAAAUUGCACCAAACAAUUUAUAAUCAGGCCUGUAAGUUGCUCUCCGAUGACUACGAGCAAGUGCGCAGUGCCGCAGUCCAGCUCAUCUGGGUUGUCAGUCAGCUCUAUCCCGAAAGCAUUGUCCCAAUUCCUUCCUCUAAUGAAGAAAUUCGCUUAGUUGAUGAUGCUUUUGGAAAGAUCUGUCACAUGGUCAGUGAUGGCUCCUGGGUGGUUCGAGUUCAAGCUGCAAAGCUGUUGGGCUCUAUGGAGCAAGUCAGUUCUCAUUUCUUGGAGCAGACUCUUGACAAGAAGCUGAUGUCAGAUCUGAGGAGAAAACGUACCGCACACGAGCGUGCCAAGGAACUCUACAGUUCAGGGGAGUUUUCCAGCGGCAGGAAGUGGGGAGACGAUGCUCCUAAGGAAGAAGUCGAUACGGGGGCAGUAAACUUGAUCGAGUCCGGAGCUUGUGGAGCUUUCGUUCAUGGGUUGGAAGAUGAGAUGUAUGAGGUCCGGAUUGCGGCUGUGGAAGCUCUCUGCAUGUUGGCCCAGUCUUCACCCUCUUUUGCCGAGAAGUGCCUUGACUUCCUGGUUGACAUGUUUAAUGAUGAAAUUGAGGAGGUACGUCUGCAGUCCAUCCACACCAUGAGAAAAAUCUCUAACAACAUCACCCUCCGAGAAGAUCAGCUGGACACUGUCCUGGCCGUGUUAGAGGAUUCAUCCAGAGACAUUAGAGAGGCUCUUCAUGAACUCUUAUGCUGUACUAAUGUUUCUACCAAAGAAGGGAUUCACCUUGCGCUGGUUGAGCUGCUGAAAAACUUAACCAAGUACCCUACCGAUAGGGACUCCAUAUGGAAAUGCUUGAAAUUUCUGGGAAGUCGACACCCCACCCUAGUGCUCCCCUUGGUGCCGGAGCUGCUGAGCACCCACCCGUUUUUCGACACAGCUGAACCAGACAUGGACGACCCAGCUUACAUUGCAGUUUUGGUCCUCAUUUUCAAUGCUGCUAAAACCUGCCCAACGAUGCCAGCGUUAUUCUCAGAUCACACCUUCAGACACUACGCCUACCUCAGAGACAGUCUUUCUCAUCUUGUUCCUGCCUUGAGGUUACCAGGUAGAAAGCUCGUGUCCUCAGCCGUUUCCCCGAACAUAAUGCCUCAAGAGGACCCUUCCCAGCAGUUCUUGCAGCAGAGCCUUGAGAGGGUGUAUGGCCUUCAGCACCUGGACCCUCAGGGAGCUCAGGAGCUGCUGGAGCUCACCAUCAGAGAUCUGCAAAGACUUGGAGAACUUCAAUCUGAACUGGCAGGAGUGGCUGACUUUUCUGCUACGUAUCUUCGCUGUCAGCUACUACUCAUCAAGGCCUUGCAGGAAAAACUGUGGAAUGUGGCUGCCCCUUUGUAUCUGAAGCAGAGUGAUUUGGCCUCAGCUGCGGCAAAACAGAUCAUGGAAGAGACCUACAAAAUGGAGUUCAUGUACAGUGGCGUGGAGAAUAAGCAGGUGGUGAUCAUACAUCACAUGAGGCUGCAGGCCAAAGCUCUGCAGCUAAUAGUUACGGCACGGACCGCGCGAGGAGUUGACCCCUUAUUUGGGAUGUGUGAAAAAUUUUUACAGGAAGUGGACUUUUUUCAGAGGUGUUUCAUCGCUGAUUUGCCCCACUUGCAGGACAGCUUCGUGGACAAACUUCUUGACCUUAUGCCCCGACUCAUGACAUCCAAGCCUAUGGAAGUGGUCAAAAUCCUACAGACCAUGCUGCGGCAGAGUACCUUCCUGCACCUCCCCCUCCCAGAGCAGAUCCAUAAAGCCUCGGCGACCAUCAUUGAGCCCGCGGGCGAGUCCGACAACCCCCUGCGGUUCACGUCCGGGUUGGUGGUGGCCUUGGAUGUGGAUGCAACCCUGGAGCACGUGCAGGAUCCUCAGAGCACUGUGAAGGUCCAGGUCUUAUAUCCUGAUGGCCAGGCUCAGAUGAUCCACCCCAAGCCGGGAGACUUCCGGAACCCUGGCCCUGGGCGGCACCGGCUCAUCACUCAGGUGUACCUGUCCCACACUGCCUGGACUGAACCAUGUCAGGUGGAAGUGCGGCUGCUGCUGGCCUACAGUUCCAGCGCUCGCAUUCCGAAAGCCCCCUGGAUCGAGAGCGGUGACGUGUCAGCCCAGGUGGAGACCAGCAUCGAGGGCACCAUCCCCUUCAGCAAGCCCGUCAAGGUCUACAUAAUGCCCAAGCCUGCGCGGCGCUGAGUCUUGCAGUCUUCACAGCCACGGCCCAGAAGACCUUCCUAGGUUCAGAGUCCUCAAAGUCUGGAGCGCUUCCCUUGGAAAUGGUGUGCAGGGAGAAGGAUCAGGAGAACAUUUUUUUUUUUUAAAUGUUUUUGCCAUAGGGUGCUCACCAGAGAGAGCCAGAGUGAGGGAAAGU